UAACUAUAUGCUGGCAAUCAAACUGGGACAACUUCCUAUCAGCUGAGCUCCUUUGCCUAAAGUAGGGCUGGUUCUGAAUUUGUCCUUGCAAGAUGGCUUAUCACAGGCAUGCAGGGCCCACCGCCUACACUGUGGGCACCAUGUCGGAGCGCUUUGACUGCCACUACUGCCGUGACCCGCUGCAUGGGAAGAAGUAUGUGCAGAAGGACGGACGCCACUGCUGCAUCAAGUGCUUUGAGAAGUUCUGUGCCAACACCUGUGCAGAGUGCCGGAAGCCAAUUGGGGCCGAUUCCAAGGAGCUGCAUUUCAAAAACCGCUACUGGCAUGACAACUGUUUCCGCUGCUUUAAGUGUUCCACCUCUCUGGUGAAUGAGCCUUUCAUGCUGAAGGAGAACAACAAAGUCUGGUGCAACAAGUGCACCGCCUCUGAGAAUGCGACCCACUGCAAGGGUUGCCAGAAGCCCAUCAUUGCAGGUGAUCAGAAUGUGGAGUACAAGAAGACUGUCUGGCAUAAGGAAUGCUUCAUCUGCUUCGAGUGCAAGAAGGUGAUUGGCACUGCCAGCUUCUUCCCCAAAGACAACGAGAUCUACUGCACCUCCUGCCACGAGCAGAAAUUUGCCAAGGCCUGCGUGAAGUGCAAGAAUGCCAUCACUUCUGGAGGAGUCUCCUACCAGGAUCAGCCUUACCAUGCCGAAUGCUUUGUGUGUGCCACCUGCACGAAGAAGCUGGGUGGGCAGCGCUUCACGGCUGUGGAGGAUCAGUUCUACUGUGUGGAUUGCUACAAGUCCUUCGUUGCCAAGAAAUGCAACAAGUGCAAGAACCCCAUCACAGGCUUUGGAAGAGGUGCCAGCGUAGUCACCCACGAAGGCCACUCCUGGCACGACUACUGUUUCAGCUGCAAGAAGUGCUCUGUCCCUCUGGCUAAUAAGCCUUUCGUCUUUCACAGUGAGCAAGUCUACUGCCCCAGUUGUGCCAAGAAGCUGUAAGGGAGGAGAGAGCAAGCAGGCACUGCCUCACUACGGAGUGGAGUGUGAUCCUUGCACUUGGAUACAGUCUGCUCACAAGCUGCCUGCAUGUUAGGUGCCCACUCCCCACUUGCUUUCUUGAAAAGUGCAAGGCACUCUCUCCUGUCUCUCUCUCUCUUACCCCCCCCACCACCUUUGCAGGUGAUGUUAAAUAAAAGCUCCGCAGUAACAUCUUAGCUGCAGCUAAUUUUGCUUUCUUGCCAUCCUUAAAAUGCCAAUUGAAGUUUAGGGCAAAGCUUUGCACAUCCAAAUAUACUUACUGAUAGCUGAGCAUAUAACAGGCAAGACACAGCUGAUUAGGUUACUAACUAGUGAGUGACCAGUAAAAUGAGGGUGAAUUCAUAUGGCUGCUUUUAAAGAGAGCUUUUUGCUCUCCUUUCAUGGUGCAGUUCCGAUGAAAAAAGCCCCAGGAAUGAGUUGGAUGCUGUUUGAAAAGUAUUGCUAAUCAGGGACAUCAGGUUUUUAAUGCAAUUUUUAAAAAGUCUAACUUGUGUGUGUGUGUGUGUGUGUGUCUAGUACCCACCAAACCAUAAAACACUUCUUUUCAGAGAAGUGCAUGAUUGUUUAUGUGCCUUAUUUUGAAACAUUCCUGUUCCACAGACUAGACUGCACCAUGUCUAUGGAACAGAUUUUCUACUUCUAGAAACUCCUAGUGCACAUAGAACAAUGAUCCCCAGAGCUCCCUAAAUACGCUGUUCUUUCCAGCUUUUAUAGACAGUGAGGGCCCUCCAUACACCCCUCAUUUCAAGAGGCUUCUCUCUCACACUUUUUGAGAAGUUUCACGCUGGUUUGAAAAGACCAGGCUUUGUGUACAUCUGCAGAUGCUCCUUAUCACACCUGUCCUCAGGACAUGGUAGGCAAAGCCUGAAGAUUAGAUUUGCGAGAUGCAAGACAGGCAAGGCUAGCUUAACAGUACAACUACUCCUGGGCUGGGCUUUCCAAAAAUCUGCCUGGGGUUCAUACUGUAACAGGGGACAAAAAAAGUGGCCAUUUGACUCCACCCUACAAUCGGAGGUGUCAGAUUAAGUUAUGGUGCUUCAUUUAAGCAUGCAUUCAUAAUAAUCCAUAUAGAGAUAAUAGCAGCAUUAAACUUUUGUUAAUCUUCUGUUAAAAAAAAAGUUAGGGUCGUGCAAUGUACAGUAGUAGUACCUGGCUUCUUUUAAUCAAGCAUUUAACCUUCAGGAAUGGCCACUGCUGACUUUAGAAUGAAACACGCUUAGGAACCUUGUAACUUUGCUGGAUUGUAAAAGCAGUUUGCCCAACUACUAGCUUUUAUACCUCAUAACUGAAAGAUGCCUUUUAUGUAGAUUUUUGUCAUCUAUUUUCUGUGCACAGGAUGUCUGCCUGUGAAAACUGAUGGAAAGACAGAUUCCGUGUAUGCAGGUUGAAUUAUGGGGGGGUGACAUGUUGCAACUCUUGUGGUAGACACCAAGGUGUUUCCUCUAAUAAAUAGGAGAUUACUGCUU
This is a messenger RNA of Rhineura floridana, 2491 nucleotides long. It is a transcript of the gene FHL1, whose product is annotated as four and a half LIM domains 1. The record is from RefSeq and is a predicted model, not a curated record. Bases 93 to 986 code for a protein of 297 amino acids. Gene Ontology annotation, biological process: muscle organ development. The transcript is spliced from 6 exons. Lineage: Eukaryota; Metazoa; Chordata; Lepidosauria; Squamata; Rhineuridae. Gene Ontology annotation, molecular function: transmembrane transporter binding.